Colletotrichum graminicola M1.001 is the source of this 1578-nucleotide messenger RNA. RefSeq names its product amidase. The record is from RefSeq and is a predicted model, not a curated record. The transcript has 6 exons. Lineage: Eukaryota; Fungi; Ascomycota; Sordariomycetes; Glomerellales; Glomerellaceae. Bases 1 to 1578 code for a protein of 525 amino acids.
AUGUCUCGGCCCUGGACAGAGGUCGUCGCCGAGAAGCGGGCUAUACGCGAUGAGAAGCUCUCCAAGUCCUACGGUGAAGACGCACCGUCUGAUCCUCGUAUCUUCGCUGCGAAAGAUGCCCAAGACUUGGUCAAGCUUUUAGAAGCCCGGGAAAUCACAUCCGAGGCUGUUGUCAUAGCUCACAUUGCCAAAGCUAAAGAUGCCCACAGGAGAACAAAUUGUUUGACAGAGAUCUGCUUCGAUGAGGCCCUGGAGCAGGCGAGAGAGCUCGACGCCUUUCAACAGGAACAUGGGCGGCUGAAGGGACCCCUACACGGCGUGCCGGUUUCGCUUAAGGAUCAAUUCAAUCUUGAAGGGCUAGAUUCAACACUGGGCUAUGUUGGGCGCGCCUUCCAUCCCGCCGACUCGGAUUGUAUCUUGGUGACAGUGCUCAAGCAGCUUGGCGCCAUCAUCCUGGCCAAAACAAACCUGCCCCAGAGUAUUCUGUGGGGUGAAACGGAAAACCCACUUUGGGGCCUGACCACACACCCGAUGAACCCUGAAUUCACUCCAGGUGGCUCUUCAGGAGGCGAGGGUACGCUCCUCGCCCUCAACGGCUCGGCGCUUGGAUGGGGAACAGAUAUCGGCGGUUCCAUCCGGGUUCCGUCCCACAUGAAUGGCUUAUGGGGCCUCAAACCAAGCAGCGGAAGAUUUUCGUAUGAAGGCGUAGCCAACUCUCAAGAUGGACAAAUUCAGAUACCUUCUGCCGUGGGCCCUAUGGCCAGGACCCUCAACACUCUUACGUUGGCAUCCAAGGCUGUGAUUGAGGCUGAGGCUUGGCGACUGGAUCCUCAGAUUCCACCUCUGCCAUGGAGAGACGAUGUCUUCCGACAAUAUUCGCAAAAGCCGUUGGUUAUUGGUGUCAUGGUAGAUAACGGAAUCGUAAAGGUACACCCACCUAUUGAAAGGGUGUUUACAGAGUUUUGCCAAAAGCUGGAGGCAGCUGGACACGAACUCGUUCCUUGGGAUACCUCUCUGAACGUCGACUGCAUCAAGCUCAUGGAUGAGCAUUACGUUGUCGAUGGAGGCGAAGACAUUCGACGCGAUGUUGCGGCAGGUGGCGAGCCAUUCAUGCCCCAUACCCAGAGCUUGGUGGAACGCGGCUCGGCGAUUUCUGUUUAUGAAUACUGGCAGUUGAAUAAGAGAAAGAAAGCCACCCAGGCCGCCUACAAUAAGAUGUGGAAUGCCGCGAGGGCGUCGUCAGGCCGACCCGUUGACGUUCUACUCGUGCCCACCAUGCCACACACCGCAAUCCCGCAUCGGACACUACGCCAUCCCGGCUACACGAAGAUCUUCAACUUCCUCGACUACACUGCGUUGUCUUUCCCAGCCGGCAAGGCUUCGAAAGCCCUGGAUCCUCCUUCCCCUGUCAAGUAUGAGCCUCGCAACGCUGCCGAUGCUUGGAACUGGAGCUUAUACAAUAUCGAGAAAAUGGACGGAUAUAGCGUUGGUCUGCAGAUCGUGGGCCGGCGAAUGGACGAGGAAAAGGUCUUGGGGGUUGCUCAGCAGGUUCAAAACUUGUUGCAGGUGGAAGCUUGA